GCAACAUCGACCGCCUUCCAUCUCGACGAUGUCCGAAAAGUUCAAACCGCGAUACGACGAGUUGGAGCAGGAGGAAGAUGCCUCUGAUAUUUCGCCCCGAACGGCCGUGCAGCCAACCACCAUCGGCUGGAGAAAGACAAUAUUUGCGGCGUUCCUCGGCGCCAUAAUAGCCAGCGCAAUCGUCUCCCUCAUCGCCCUUCAAUGCUACCCCCAGGUCCGCUACAAAGCGCUCAGCGAAAGGCCGUGCGGACACUCGGCCGACGAAGCAGAAGCAGCGGGAUGCAUAUUCGAUCCCAUGAUGAAUUCCUGGCUGGCUCCAGACUGCUACGACGAAGAGCUCUCGAUGGAAUUCCGCAGUUGGCGAAACUGGACCUUCUACCGGGAUGAGAAUGCAACGCAACCGCUGACGUUGGAGGAGUUCUCGCGCGUCGGUCAAUGCUGGGGGACAUGGGAAUUCCACAUUGCUCACUGCGCUUUUGCCGUUCGCAAACUGCAACGUGCGGUCCGGAAUGGGUGGAAGCUGGAGAGAGCUGUGGCUUCGGAGGAGCAUGCCGCGCAUUGUUUGCACACCGCCAAUGUUACGUUUACGCUGAUUGAGCUGGCGAAGGAGAGAGGGGAGCAUUUCUCGAUGCAGGACAUGGGCACCGUCUUGCAUACUGGUUUCCCGACUUGUCUUGAGAUGCGGAACUACCUCCCUUACAAAGGUGUUGUUUUAUAGCGAGGAGGUUGGCGAAUUGAUUCAUAUUCGAC
Messenger RNA from Neohortaea acidophila, 750 nucleotides. RefSeq lists its product as uncharacterized. The transcript has a single exon. The record is from RefSeq and is a predicted model, not a curated record. Bases 29 to 718 code for a protein of 229 amino acids. Lineage: Eukaryota; Fungi; Ascomycota; Dothideomycetes; Mycosphaerellales; Teratosphaeriaceae.